AUGUCGUCUCCUCAUCUCCAGACAUACAACGAACGGGCGAAGAAACAUGCCAACAAAGCCGCAAGGGCCUUGCUCGGAAUAAUGGAGGAAAAGCAGUCGAAUCUCUCUGUUAGCGUCGACGUGACUAAAUCCAAAGACUUCUUCGACAUCAUCGAGGCUGUUGGUCCUCAUGUUUGUCUUAUAAAGACCCACGUCGAUAUACUCGAAGAUUUUGACGCGACUGUGAUCGACCGCCUCCAAGAACUUAGCGAAAAGCACAAGUUCUUAAUAUUCGAGGAUCGUAAAUUCGCUGACAUAGGAAGUACCGUGGUAUUGCAGUAUUCAAAAGGGAUCUACAAGAUCGCGGACUGGGCUCAUAUCACCAACGCUCAUGCUGUUCCGGGGCCAUCGAUUAUCACUGGCCUCGCUUCGGUUGGCAUUCCAAAAGAUCGGGGGCUCAUACUCCUGGCAGAAAUGAGCUCCAAGGGUGCACUGACCACUGGGUCAUAUACAGAAGAUGCAGUUCGCAUGGCUCGAGCUCGCAGGGAUUUUGUCAUCGGCUUCAUUGCUCAACAUCGCAUGGAGGGUGUCGGUGCAUCCGACACUGACAACAUUGCGGGGGAAGAUUUCUUGGUUCUCGCUCCAGGAGUAGGCUUAGAUGCCACAGGCGAUGCCAUGGGUCAGCAAUACCGCACUCCAGAGCAAGUCGUUUUUGAAAGUGGUUGCGACGUCAUCAUUGUUGGAAGAGGCAUUUAUGGCAAGGGUGAAAAUGUGGAUACACUGGAGGUUCUUAAACAAGUUCAGAGAUAUCAAGCUGCUGGUUGGGAAGCAUACAAAAAGCGCGUUCAGUGCACAUAA
Messenger RNA from Suillus subaureus, 837 nucleotides. RefSeq names its product Orotidine 5'-phosphate decarboxylase domain-containing protein. The record is from RefSeq and is a predicted model, not a curated record. NCBI's taxonomy places the organism in Eukaryota, Fungi, Basidiomycota, Agaricomycetes, Boletales, Suillaceae. Gene Ontology annotation, biological process: 'de novo' pyrimidine nucleobase biosynthetic process; 'de novo' UMP biosynthetic process. The transcript is spliced from 3 exons. Gene Ontology annotation, cellular component: cytosol. Gene Ontology annotation, molecular function: orotidine-5'-phosphate decarboxylase activity. Bases 1 to 837 code for a protein of 278 amino acids.